Messenger RNA from Sorghum bicolor (sorghum), 1533 nucleotides. RefSeq names its product pumilio homolog 1. Gene Ontology annotation, molecular function: mRNA binding. Gene Ontology annotation, biological process: post-transcriptional regulation of gene expression. The transcript has 6 exons. The coding region runs from base 1 to 1533 and encodes 510 amino acids. Lineage: Eukaryota; Viridiplantae; Streptophyta; Magnoliopsida; Poales; Poaceae. Gene Ontology annotation, cellular component: cytoplasm. The record is from RefSeq and is a predicted model, not a curated record.
AUGGGUGCACAGGAUAUUGGCUUGAAUGCCCAUGGCCAAAUGCUCCCUGCUGGAAACCUUGUGCUUGUUCCUCCUGCUCCUGCUCCUGUUUCAGGUGGUCAGGUUUCAGGUGCUCCAGGGAAUGUUGAGCAAGACCUCGAAGAAGAUGCACUGCUGAGCCAGGAUGCCAUGAAGAGAUAUGAACAUUUGAUUUGGGUCCAAGUGGCAUAUUUUCGUUUAUGCCUCGACCCUGCGGUGGCCACUUCUGGGAGAUUGCUCCAGCAGGCUAUGCAAAACCUGAAGAACCUCUGUGCUUGUGAUGCUCUGGUGGCACAUUAUGAGAACAAUCCAGCAGAGGCAGCAGAUACUACAGUUAUUCGGCAACAAAGUACUCACUCUGCUGGAUCCUCUCAAGUGCAGCAGCAUCACAGAGCCAAACAAUUCAACAAUAUGGUUUCUUCUGUUGAACAGAUGGAAACUGUGGCUCCGGUGAUGAGCCCUACCUUGAGGCUCAUGGACAUCAAGGGCAAAGUGGCAGCUUCCUGUGCUGAUCGCAAUGGGAGCCGCUUUGUACAGCAGGCGAUUGAGGUGGCAACACCAGAAGAGAUUGUUAUGGUUUAUAAGGAAACCAUGCCUUGUGUGCGCACGCUUGCUGUUGAUAUGUUUGGAAAUCAUGCCAUCCAGAAGAUUCUUGAGCAUGGACCAAAGUCCUGCAAACGAGAGGUCAUCAGUAAUCUGAUUGGCCAUAUGUUACCCCUAAGCCUUGAUAAGUACAGUUGCAGGGUGAUACAAAAGGCUUUUGACGUAGGGGAACACGAUCAGAAGCUUGUGAUGGCCAAAGAGCUCAGCAGCAAAGUGCUCAAGUGUGUUCGCGACCAGUUCGCGAACCACGUAAUUCAGAAGUGCAUAGAAUGCCUACCGCCGAAGGAUAUCCACUUCAUCCUCCAAAGCUUCUGCAGCAGGGCCAAGGCCCUUUCUACCCAUCCUUACGGCUGCCACGUGAUCCAGAAAGUGUUGACCCGUUGUAAAGACCAAGAGAUCUACCACGCGCUGACAUCAGAGAUUAUGGAGAACAUUAACAAGCUGUCAGCGGACAAGUUCGGGAACUACGUGGUGCAGCAGCUGCUAGAGCACGGAGGCCACGCCAUGCGAUCCACGAUGGUGAGGCAAUUCGCCGGGCGCGUGGUGACCAUGAGCUACCACAAGUUCGCCUCCAACGUGGUGGAGAAGUGCCUGACCUUCGGGAGCCAGGAGGACCGGCGGCUGAUCGCCGACGAGAUCGUCGUCGGCGCCGGCGGCGGUGGUGGUGGCCAUCAGCACUUCGACCAUCUUGUGGAUAUGAUGAUCAAUCCAUACGCGAACUUUGUGAUCCAGAAGAUGGUGGUGACGACGGAGGAGCAGCAGGUGGAGUUGCUGCUGGAGGUGGCAAGUAGCAACGCGACGAGACUGGCGAGGUACCCGCAUGGAAGGCACGUCAUGGAUGCCAUGGAGAAGUUCCUUAGCGCCGCCAAGGGUGGUGUCCACGCAGACAUUGCACCCCGCUGCAGCCGAUGA